Globicephala melas (long-finned pilot whale) is the source of this 2371-nucleotide messenger RNA. It is a transcript of the gene ERFE, whose product is annotated as erythroferrone. The record is from RefSeq and is a predicted model, not a curated record. NCBI's taxonomy places the organism in Eukaryota, Metazoa, Chordata, Mammalia, Artiodactyla, Delphinidae. Gene Ontology annotation, molecular function: hormone activity.
AUGGCCCCCGCCUGCUGCCCUGUCGGAGCCCUGAUGCUCGCGUACGCGGGCCUGCUGGCCGCCGCCGCGGGCCUCGGCUCCCCGGAGCCCGGCGCGCCUUCGGGGAGCCGCGCCCGCGAAGAGCCGCCGCCCGGGAACGAGCUGCCCGCAGGGUCGGCCGCCAGCCCGCAGGGGUGGGGUGCCGGGCCCCCGGAGCCCCCCGUGGAGCAAGUGCGCGGCAUCGAUCCGCGAGAUGCCUGGAUGCUCUUCGUUAGGCAGAGUGACAAGGGCGCCAACAGCAAGAAGGGGAGCAGAGGCAAAGCCAGGAAGUUGAAGCUCGGCCUGCCAGGUCCCCCAGGGCCCCCCGGCCCCCAGGGCCCCCCGGGCCCCAUCACCCCACCUGAGGUCCUGCUGAAAGAGUUCCAGCUGCUGCUGAAAGGCGCGGUGCGCACACGCGAGUGCUUGGAGCCUGAGCCCCGCCCGCGCGGCCCCGCCGCGGUGCCGGCCGUCCCCGCGGAGGACGAGGAGGACGAGGAGGAGGAGGCGGCGGCGGCGGGGGGCGCGGGCGUGCUGGCGCUGCUGGCUGCGCCCCUGGCCCCGGGUCCGCGGGCGCCGCGCAUCGAGGCCGCCUUCCACUGCCGCCUGCGCCGGGACGCGUCGGUGGAGCGGCGCGCGCUGCACGAGCUCGGCGUCUACUACGUGCCCAACGCCGAGGGCGCCUUCCGCCGCGGCCCGGGCCUGAACCUGACCAGCGGCCAGUACACGGCGCCCGUCGCCGGCUUCUACGCGCUCGCCGCCACGCUGCACGUGGCGCUGGCGGAGCAGACGAGACGGGCGCCGCCGCGCCCCCGGGACCGCCUGCGCCUACUCAUCUGCAUCCAGUCCCGGUGCCAGCACCACGCCUCCCUGGAGGCUGUCAUGGGGCUGGAGAGCAGCAGCGAGUUCUUCACCAUCUCGGUCAACGGCGUUCUGUAUCUGCAGGCGGGGCAGUACACCUCCGUCUUCCUGGACAAUGCCAGCAGCUCCUCCCUCACAGUGCGCGGUGGCUCCCACUUCAGUGCUGUCCUCCUCGGUGUAUGAACGGCCACCCCAGGCUCUCUCUCUCGCCAGGCAAAUGGAGCAGGAGUGCGAACAAUCUCGGGGCCGUGGCGGAGUGGCGGGGGCCACACGCAGGAGGGAGCCCGCCGAACUGCCCACACUGGCCACCGCAGGUCAACCCAGAGAUGCCACUACAGGCAGCCUGGGGAGGUGACACGCAAACUGGCAGUCCCAGACUGGGAAUGAUUUCAGGAUGCCAGCUUAAGUUAAAGGGGAGACGUUUCAGUGUGCCCAGGAGCACGUGCUUUGUCCCUUCCUCAGCUGCAGACCUGGGCCCCUCCUGGCCCCAGUGGCCCUGGCAGCCUCAGCUUCGUUGCUGUGGCCCAGCCCCACCUUUUCCAUCUUUCUUAGUGUUCUCACGGGCUGCCUGCUGGGAGUGCCAGGACGGAGGGCAGAGGCCGCCCAGCCUGCCUGGUCCCCACCUGCCCCUCUCCCAGCCCUGCCUUUAGCCUGCAGGGGCCACGGGGCCCAAGCCUCUCCUUGUGGCCCCGGGGCAUAGCAGCCUCAGGCACCAGAGAGACACUGGGUGGGGGCUGACGGGGACAGUGACAGUCUGGAGCUGUUUUCACUUGUGACACGUGCAAGGUCACUUGCACGCUCACCCAGCCUUUCCACAUAGGAGCUGCACCCUCCUCCUCCGUCACAGACCCUCUCGUGGAUGAGGGCCCCUUGCCCACCCCCUUGCGGCCCUGGCUCACUGCUGGGAUCCACCCACCAGAUGAAAGAGCUAGAACAACCCUGCAGGUCAGGGGCGGCCAGGCCCUGCCUGCCCAUCUGCACGGAUGAAGCGGACGCUUCCCACAAGCUGACAGGCUCUCGGUGCCCAACCGCAGCCUAGCCUCGCUGGGUCUAUCCAGCUCUGGGGCUCUUGAAAGAAUCUUCCCCACGGGGGUGGGACUAUGGCCCCAAGCUCAGAUGGGUGUCCUGAGAAGACCAGGUCCCAAGUCCUUCUGUGCUGCUGCAGCAGUGAUGGGAUGCGGGUAGCAGUGGUGAUGGGGGUCUGGGAGUUGCUGCAAUUUCUUUCAAGGUGCAGGGCCCCCGCUGCCUGCUGAGGAAGUUACCCAACCCCUGUACCUACACACAAAACAGGCUACAGGAACGGGGUACCAUAAGAUGUCCUGGGGGCCAAGCUGGUCUGGUAAGCCAUUGCCCCCUUCUCAGGCCUGGGAGAGAAGUGGGCAAUGGCUGCAGUCACCUCUCACCGUAACCUUCUAGCUGGCCUUGGGAUGAGCAGGUGACUGUGGCCAGGCCUAGCUGAUGCCCCGGAGCCCUAAGCUUCCAGCGCCACAGUCAG